Trematomus bernacchii (emerald rockcod) is the source of this 1347-nucleotide messenger RNA. RefSeq names its product ribosome production factor 2 homolog (gene rpf2). Gene Ontology annotation, molecular function: rRNA binding. Gene Ontology annotation, cellular component: nucleolus. The transcript has 10 exons. Gene Ontology annotation, biological process: ribosomal large subunit assembly; maturation of LSU-rRNA from tricistronic rRNA transcript (SSU-rRNA, 5.8S rRNA, LSU-rRNA). The record is from RefSeq and is a predicted model, not a curated record. The coding region runs from base 103 to 1038 and encodes 311 amino acids. Lineage: Eukaryota; Metazoa; Chordata; Actinopteri; Perciformes; Nototheniidae.
UCACAAUGUUGUCUUCCUGUUUUUUCACUCACGUGGAAGAAGAGCCCCAGCGUAAGAGCUCGUGAAGCGUGUGUCCGGCAGAAACACGAGCAAAGACCGAAAAUGACGCAGUUAGACGGUGUAAUAAAACCUAAAACAAAGCGCUCCAAGCGCUUCCUAGACAAAAGAGCGCCCAAGCUGACUGAGGAUGUAAAGACCACCAUGAUUAUGAAAGGGGGCAACGCCAGUCAGACCGUCACCCAGGCCCUCAAGGACAUAUACUCUCUGAAGAAGCCCAAUGCUGUGCUGUACAAGAAGAAGAACAUAACACGACCAUUUGAGGACUCAACAUCACUGGAAUUUUUCUCUAAGAAGACAGACUGUUCUCUGUUUCUAUUUGGCUCCCACAACAAGAAACGACCCAACAACCUUAUAUUUGGUCGCAUGUUUGACUUUCACGUGCUGGAUAUGGUUGAACUUGGAGUUGAGAAGUACGUUGCUCUGAGUGAGAUCAAGAACAGUAAAUGUCCUGAGGGGACCAAACCGAUGCUAGUGUUUGCAGGCGAGGCUUUUGAUACAGACAACGAACACAAACGUCUGAAGAGUCUGCUCAUAGACUUCUUCAGAGGUCCCACUGUGUCCGCUGUGCGACUGGCAGGGUUGGAACACGUCCUGCACUUCACAGCCCUGGAUGGGAAGAUCUAUAUGCGCAGCUACAGGUCUGUGUUGAAGAAGUCUGGGUGCCGCACGCCGCGGAUAGAGCUGGAGGAGAUGGGGCCAUCAUUUGACCUGGUCUUAAGAAGAACACAUCUGGCUUCAGAUGACCUGUACAAGUUAGCUCACAGGAAGCCCAAAGCUCUGAAGGCCAAGAAGAAGAAGAACAUUUCCCAUAAUGUCUUUGGCACCAAGUUUGGCCGGGUCCACAUGCAGAAGCAGGAUCUGGCCAAGCUGCAGACCCGUAAGAUGAAAGGCCUGAGGAAGAGGAGGGGGGAUGUGGUCGCUGAAGACCAGGACGCACAGGCACCCAAAGUGGUUAAAGUGGACAGCAGCGCUGCAUAAACUCCCCGUUCAUCAGACUGACAUGUGCUGAUCCUUGACACCCUUUACUGUCUUGUGAGCAGCCCCGAGGCAGAGGGGAUACACAUCUAUUAAACCUGCCACUAUUGCUUUACUCAUUACAUGUGACUUCUUUGUCUUGAGCAUCAUGACUGUGUUGUCUCAGUUCUCUGGUCAAACUCAUGAGCAUCAGGACUUGGGUUAUGUGGAAGUCGGCCUUAAACUGGCUGAAGUUCCUUCUGUAACUUGUAAAGAGUUUGUAAAAUGGGAUUUUACCGGCAGCCUUAAAACAAAUAAAAGUCUCUAACCUGU